CAAAAAUCUCAUAAAAUUGUUUUUGCAGUUCCAGCGACAGCGAAGUGACGUGCGAGUGAGUAAAGCAUUUUUAUCAUUUUCCUACCUUAUUGGAUGAUAAAAAUCUGGAGUUUGCGUCUGUGAAGAGUCAAGAGGAAUAACCACUUAAAAAAUUCGACAAUUCAUUUAAUUACUUCGAUAAUUUAGUUAUCAAAGAACUUUAUAUAUGUUCAGUGCGUCCGUUUUACUUCGCUGUAGUGCCAAUUUGUGUAGAAAACCGCCAGCCAAUUACCUCCUCCGCCCAACGCAAUUAUUAUUCAAAUCCAGUGGCAGUGCUUCACGUAAUCAAAUUGAUUUUCCAUCAAUAAUACACCACCAACAAAAAGCAAACCUAACAACCAUGUCGUCCGCCGAAGAGAAACCAAAAAUUGUUUUUGUUCUUGGCGGUCCAGGCGCUGGCAAAGGUACACAAUGUCAACGAAUUGUGGAUAAAUUUGGUUUUGUCCACCUUUCUGCUGGCGAUUUACUGCGUGAAGAACGCAUGCGAGAUGGGUCCGAAGUCGGAGCACUCAUUCAAGAUUACAUCAAAAAUGGUAAAAUUGUUCCUGUUGAGAUAACAUGCUCGCUCAUCGAGAAAGCCAUGAAAAGUUCAGACAAAAAUAAGUUCCUUAUCGAUGGCUUCCCAAGAAACCAGGACAAUCUGGACGGCUGGAACGCCAAAAUGUCCGAUAAAGUCGACUUCCAAUUUGUUUUGUUCUUCAAGUGCUCCGAGGAUGUGUGUAUCCAACGUUGUCUGAAACGUGGUGAGUCCAGCGGACGUGCCGAUGAUAAUUUAGAGAGUCUAAAGAAACGAAUCGAAACCUAUGUUGGUGAUUCGCUGCCCAUCAUCCAGCACUACGAGAAGCUAGGAAAGGUGAAGACCAUCGACGCUAGUCCUGAUGCCGAUGUAGUUUUCCAGGAAGUCGAAAAAGUCAUUUCUUAAUUGUAAGGACGCAGAAUCCUUUUAACCAAAAACAAAAAAAAAAAAAAAACAAAAUUCAUACUUCAAACGUAUGCCUGAGUAGAUAAAGCAAAUUAUGUAGGUAUAAAAUAUUGUAGAAGCAUUUCAUUCCGCCGCCGCCGCCUCCGUGUUAACUUGUCAAUGAGGGCGUUGAUAAGAGACGAUAAAUCAUCGUCAGGAAUAACAAAAAAAAAAAAAAAAAAAUAUUAUUAAGUAAAUUAAAGUUCAGUCACUUAAAGGUGAAUUAAAUGCUGAUUGUAGAUUUAAACAAAAAAGAAAUAGUAAGUUUUAAAAUGCAAAUGUUCAAAAAAUGUGAACGAAAUUCGAAAAAUUAAAUCAAUUAAAAAUUAAUAUACAUAUAUUAAUCA
Messenger RNA from Eupeodes corollae, 1347 nucleotides. RefSeq names its product UMP-CMP kinase-like. Gene Ontology annotation, cellular component: cytoplasm; nucleus. The record is from RefSeq and is a predicted model, not a curated record. Bases 206 to 961 code for a protein of 251 amino acids. Lineage: Eukaryota; Metazoa; Arthropoda; Insecta; Diptera; Syrphidae. The transcript has a single exon. Gene Ontology annotation, biological process: UDP biosynthetic process; CDP biosynthetic process; 'de novo' pyrimidine nucleobase biosynthetic process. Gene Ontology annotation, molecular function: ATP binding; UMP kinase activity.